Messenger RNA from Salpingoeca rosetta, 3094 nucleotides. RefSeq lists its product as uncharacterized. Lineage: Eukaryota; Choanoflagellata; Craspedida; Salpingoecidae. The transcript is spliced from 14 exons. The coding region runs from base 233 to 2626 and encodes 797 amino acids. Gene Ontology annotation, molecular function: phosphoprotein phosphatase activity. The record is from RefSeq and is a predicted model, not a curated record.
CAACCGCCCAGCAGCACAACAGCGUUCGUUGCGACCUUGACGGCUGUGUGGUGGUGGGAAGUGAGCCCCGUUCUUAUCAUUGUUGUUCUUCUUCUUGUGGCGCGUCGCUUCCAUCUUGCUUGCUUGGCUUGCUGGCUUGUUUCUUGGCAGCUGACAGUCGAGACUGAGGCUGUGUGUUUAUUUUGUUUGUGUGUGACGCCGUGCAAUCGUGCACCACUCCACAGCGACAAGCAUGAGCGACCGUGCUGACGAAGAGGAGCAGCCGCAGCAGCUCCAGGACCAGCAGAAGCAACAGCAGCAGCAACAGGAACAGCGUGACAACGCGGGAUCAGAGCCAGCGCACCAGCCAUCAACCCCCAAAACACCAGAUCGACCGCCGUCCCGGUUUCAGAAAGUGCUGCAAACAGUAACAGAGGUGUUUUCCUCACCCAGUAGUAGCGCCGCAAAGAAAGGCAGGGGCAAGCGCACCGCCCAGGAACGCGAGGAUGACGAGGAUGAAGAUGGAGGUGAAGCGUGGGACACGAGCACCGCUGACGAGCCUCAUGCCUCCACAGCAACAACAACCACCAGCCUUGAUGCCAGCAUCAUCACCUCUGCCAUCCCUUCUCCAGUAAAGUCGCCGAGCAAGCGCCCAGCAAAGGCCGCCAAGCGCGACUCAUGGAUCCCUGCCAGCCUCUUCCCGUGGGCGAGCUUGCGGAAUGAGGAAGCACCGGCAUCAUCAUCAUCAUCAUCAUCAUCAUCAUCACCGCCAGCGUCAUCAUCCCGGCGGGAUUCGUCAUAUGUGGCAGCCAUCUUCUCCCCGCUCCUCUCCGUCUUCCGCACCCCAGACGCUGACGCUGCUGCGCAAACGGAGCCGCCAGCUUCAUCAACGUCCACAGCGACAACAAGCACGCGCCACGCAGCCACAGCCACAUCAACAACAGCAACAGCAACAACAGCAACAACAACAACAACAUCAUCGACAGCAGCAAGGGCGACCCCCACCAUCGGCGCCCCUGCGGACCUGCGGGAAGCAAACCGCCCAGAGAGCCACGACCUUGACCACCUCACAGGCCUCUCAGACGACAUGAUCCGGUUUCUGCGCAGUCCCCCGCGCUAUCCGCUCUUCUCCAAGCCCGGCCCGCUCCUCCCGCCCGCGCCGAAGGACGGACGCAUGACCCUCGUCCUCGACCUGGAUGAGACGCUGGUGCACAGCCUGACCACACCCGUGGCAGACGCAGACGUGGCGUUUGACAUCAGUGCGCACGGCCAGUCGCUGCGCAUCUACACGCGCGUCCGCCCGCACGCCCGCGAUUUCCUGCGCAGGGUCGCCCAGCGGUACGAGGUUGUACUGUUCACGGCGUCAAUGCAGGUGUAUGCAGACGCACUGCUGGAGCAACUUGACCCGCACAAUGAAUUUUUCCACCACCGCCUGUUCCGGGAACACUGCGACUUCCAGUUUGGGAUUCACUUGAAGAAUCUGACGCGGCUUGGACGAGAUCUCCGCCGUGUCAUGCUCGUAGACAACUCCCCGCAGGUCUUUGCAUACCAGCUGUCGAACGGCAUCCCGAUCAUCACGUGGUCGCAGGAUCGCGCCGACCGCUCCCUGGCCAUCCUCGCAGACUACCUCGACGCCCUCGCAGAUAUGAACCCGUCGGAUGUGCGGCCGUAUGUGCGGGAUCGGUUUCGCCUGCACGAGCAGCUGGGCCGCAGCUUCUCUCCGCUCAUGCUUGACCCGAGUGGCAGCGGUGAGGCCAUGGACGGCAGCCCUCCACGCCCCGUGUUCUUCGCGCCAUCGCUGGCACACGGACACGCGCACGCGCGCCACACACCGCCACGCCGCCCCCAUGCGGUCGCCUCGCCAUCGCCACGGCGGCUGGCACCGCGCUUUGCCCUUCCCCGUAGACAACGCCGCUCCCUCGGGCCGGAUGGUGACGACACAAACGGCGAUGAUCGCCAUGAUAAGAGUGGCAGCAGCAGCAACACGAAGGCUGACGACGAUGAGAGGAGCGCCUUUGUUGCGACUGCAUCAGUUACGAAUGGACGUGCGGGCCACAGCGGGGACAGCAGUGCGUUCACGUCCACGGCGUCCCUGACCGCCUCCUCUCCUGCUUCAUCACCGCUGUCAUCGUCGUCGUAUAUUCCCGCUCGACGCGAGACCAUGACGGUGGAGGUGAUGUCUUCAUCGCUGGCUGAGCACAGGGCGCGGCUGAUGGCCCGCCGGCCCCGCGCCCGCAGGAACUCCUUCCGCACCUCCUUUACCGCCAGCAUCAACAUCAAUGAGACACACACUACCACGACUACCACCACCACCGACAACAGCAGCAGCAGCAGCAGCAGCAGCAUAAGCGAUGGUGGUGAUGGUGGUGUUGGAAGUAAGGGGAAGAAUGGCGUCAGACGGCAUGUGGCAUCCUCGCCCGCGUCCAAGAGAAAUAGUGGUGUGGAUGGCGGGAUUGCUGCCUCCACGGUUGGGGUGGGCAGUCCCAUUGCGACGCGUCGCAGAAGAAUCGCGCGACCCACAGCCUACAACACAGAAACAGCAACCACAACAACAACAACCACCACACCAAGCUCAGCCACAACAGCAGCAACAACAACAACAGAAACAGCAAUUUCAACAGAAACAGCAACAACAAAGGCAACAUAGACAGCAACAGGAGCCCAUGCCCAAGCUGGCCAAGCACGAGGCAUGGCAUGACGUGUGCCACACCACAUCAUACCACACAAUAAGCAUGACGACUGUACAUUUGAAUCCCUCGUUCCCCACAAGAGCCUUCGUGUUUGCUUGCUUGCUUGUUUUCUUCGUUCGUGUGCUUUGUUUGAGAGACACGAUAACAACAACUCCUGUUCCUUGUUUGCAUUUUUCUCCAACCUUGCUUGUACAUACAUACUUCCUCCCCACCUAUGGUAGCCGCCACAUUCCUUUCACUUGCUUGCUUGGCUGCUUGCCGUUGUCAUCGUCGCCACUGAUAGCCAAGCCACCCGCGUCCAUGUCGCAUUCACUGGCGCUUGCUUCUUGCUUGUUGCUUGCUUGCUUGUCAUGUCGCCUUGUUGUUGCCUGCAGGCAGCAGUCUUGUCACUGGCUGCGGAAUAAACUAGGAAGUCUUUCGCAAAA